CUGGCGCCUAUAUAUACUGAGGGUCGUCAGGGCCUCGGGCAUCAGUUUCCUCCAAGAAGAAGACUCAAGAUGAAGCUUAUUAUCUUCGCCGCCGCCCUCGUCCUGGCCGCCGCCGCCCCCACCCCCGAUGAAAAGAAGGUCGUGCCCAUCCUGAGGGACGAACGCAUUCAAGAGGACGACGGGAGGUACAACUUUGACGUGGAGACCGGCAACGGCAUCCUGCUGUCCCAGGCCGGCUCCCCCGUGGCGGAGGGAGCCAUCGCCGCGGCGGGCCAGUACUCCUACACUGCUCCUGACGGCACGCGGGUCGAGCUCAAGUUUGUCGCUGACGAGAACGGUUUCCAGCCCGAGUCUGCCCUGCUGCCCGUGGCCCCCGAGUUCCCGCACCCCAUUCCCCAGUUCGUGCUGGACCAGAUCGCCUUCGCCGCCGAGGAGGACGCCAGGCGUGCCCGCGGCGAGUCCUCUUAAACACUUGAAAUGAAAUGUUACGACUGUCCAUAACUCGCGUUGCGCACCUCAGGCAAACGUUGCGAAUCUCCGAAGUAUGUAUUUAUUGAUGUAUUUAAGUGUAACAAUACAUAUAAAGUGUUAGA
Eriocheir sinensis (Chinese mitten crab) is the source of this 593-nucleotide messenger RNA. Its product is annotated as cuticle protein AMP1A-like. Gene Ontology annotation, cellular component: chitin-based extracellular matrix. The transcript has 3 exons. Gene Ontology annotation, molecular function: structural constituent of chitin-based larval cuticle. The coding region runs from base 70 to 468 and encodes 132 amino acids. The record is from RefSeq and is a predicted model, not a curated record. NCBI's taxonomy places the organism in Eukaryota, Metazoa, Arthropoda, Malacostraca, Decapoda, Varunidae.